AUGACUGAUAUGAAGACAAUUGUUAUAGAUAAUGGUACCUUCUCUGUUAAAGCAGGAUUUGCAGGUACUAAAAAACCACAUUUUAUAAUUCCAACAGUUGUCGGAACAGCAAAAGAAAAUGCUGAUAUGGUUGGUAUAAAAAACAAAGCGUAUUUUGUAGGAAAUGAAGCUCUUGCAAAGGAAAAUCUAUUAAACCUCGUAAAUCCAAUAGAAAAUGGUGUCGUGCAAAAUUGGGAAUUCCAAACGCAGCUUUGGGACGAGUUGUUUGCAAAUCAAUUUCAUUGUCCACUGGAAGAUGUUUGCAUCCUAACAGGCGAAAAACCAGCAUGUACACAGCAAAACAAAGCAAAAAUGGCUCAAAUUUUAUUUGAAAAGUUCAACUGCGGAGGUUUUUCGUCAAUACAGCAAUCAGUUCUUUCCUUGUUUUCCAUUGGACGUAGAACUGGCCUUGUUUUUGAUAAUGGCGAAGGUUUAGGAUCAAUUGUUCCAGUUUACGAAGGAUAUACGAUCCCUCAUGCAAUUAUUCAUACAGAACUAUGCGGUAGUUUCCUUACAGAAAACAUGAAACGACUUAUUACAACAAAAGAUCCAUCAACAGCUGAAUGGAAGCUUGAAGAGUUCAGAGCAAUGAAAGAUAAGCUCUCAUAUGUUCCUAUUGACUACCAAGCUGAAGAACAAUCACCAGAAACAUUCGAACAACUACGUUUACCAAGUGGAAAGUAUUAUCAAGUAGGAAAAGAGAGAUUUAUCUGCUCAGAAGUAUUAUUCGAACCAACAAUUGCCAAUAAGGAAGCAGAAGGUAUCCACCAAAUCAUGUUUGACUCAAUUAUGAAGUGUGAUAUCGAUAUCAGGCAAGAUUUGUAUAAGAGUAUCUUCUUAUCUGGUGGAACAACGAUGAUUACAGGUAUUGCAGAGCGAAUUGAGAAGGAAGUCAUUGCUUUAGCUCCUCCUUCCAUGAAAAUCGUUGUAAUUGCUCCACCUCAGAGACGUGACGCUGUUUGGAUUGGUGGUUCUGUACUCGGAACACACGAAUUCUUCUUUGACGAGAUGAUGGUUACAAAAGCUGAAUACCGCGAAGAAGGUGAAAAUAUAAUUAGUUUGAAAUGCCACAGCUAA
This is a messenger RNA of Trichomonas vaginalis G3, 1116 nucleotides long. Its product is annotated as ATP binding. The transcript has a single exon. Bases 1 to 1116 code for a protein of 371 amino acids. The record is from RefSeq and is a predicted model, not a curated record. NCBI's taxonomy places the organism in Eukaryota, Parabasalia, Trichomonadida, Trichomonadidae.